CUUUUUACAAAAGGAGAUGGUUACAAGCCUACUACAAGUAAAUCAUAUAGCAUUUUAGCAGUGCAUUUUUCAAAUUUUGUUCGCUUUGUUAACCUUUAGCCUACUGUAAUGGUAUUACCCAAACUGAAUGAUAGAUUAACCCAUCUUAGAAAUUUAAAGGUCAAUGCUGUCAAACCUGUUGCGAAGCAAACCUCCGAAUAGAUAAAAAAAAAGAUAACUAUAAACCCUGAUGCUAAAGACCACUAUUUUCUCUUUCCGUUUAGCGAUAAAUAGUGUAAAUUUACCUCCGUUGAGGGAUCACCUGUCGAAAAAGACAACUGUUUUAAUUUACCAAGGGUAGUCUGUACAGACAGGUUUGUCUUUCAAUAUGAAGGAUAAAAUAAUAUUGAGUAUAAAAAUUUGACUAUUUCUGAAGUCGUGUAUUUGAUAAACAAAAACAAAAUCAGGACCUACAUUAUAAUUAAUUUUGUUUUCAAAGUGUAUUCGCAGACUGGCGAUAACGCGGUGUUUACUGUAUCUACAAAGAAGUUUAAAGUGUCAGAACGUGUAUACGUAAGAUAACCUCAUAAUUUUGGAAAAACCCACAUUUCUACUUUUCAUUUGAUAAAACUGUAUUAAUUUUUGUGAUAAAAUAUGGAGGUAUCUGGACGUAAAACUUGUGAGCAAGGAUCGAAGGGAUAUAUAGAAAACGUCUGUAAACCGUGUGAGGAUGACUGUAAAAAUACGGCUGCUGACGGAUGGUGUCGACAAUGUGAGGAAUACAUGUGUUCCACUUGCUUCCGUCAUCAUCGUAAGGGAAAAUUUUGUAAAGAUCACGAAUUACUCGAUCACAGAAACAGUGGUAGUGUACCACAGAAAGCCAGCGCAUCCGACAAAGGAUUAGAAAAAUGUCGGCAGCACUUCAAAAAGUUGAUAAAGUUCUAUUGUCCGACUCACGGACAGGUUGGUUGCGGAGACUGCAUGGUUCUUGAACAUAAAGCUUGUAAUGUAGUGUAUAUUCCUGACAAGGCAAUCAUUUUUAAAGACAGCAAAGAGUUCGAAAACGUUCUCAAGGAUAUAGAAAGUUGUAGUAAUCAAAUUGAAGAAUGUCUGUCAUCAAUACAAACAAACAGAAAAGUAACCGAGACUGUAUAUGAACAAUUUAUUGAGGAUGCGGAAGCAUUUCGAGAUGAAAUCGUCAAUCAUGUAAAUAAACUUACGAGUGACAUAUGUAACCAAGUAGCCGAUAUCAAAUCAAAUAAUGAUGAUUCUUUAAGUAUGCUUGAGAAAGAGGCGCUUGUUAUAAGACACGAAAUAUCCUCAACUAAAGAGAUGCUAGAGUCUCAGAGGAAUCAACCAAACAAAUUAUUUGUUACGUCAAUACAGCUUCAACAGAAAUUGAGAAGCAUUAAAAAGAAAAUGGAUGCAACUGAGGAUCAGAAUAAAGCGGAAGCUUACAAUUUUAAAAGAAGUGAACAAAUUGAAAGUGCGAUGGUAAAAUGCAACCUAAUUGGUCUUAUUCAACGUAGUACUAGCUGCGAUGAAGUAGAUGCUGGAAAGCGUGAACACAGUUCACUUAUCCCAGAAAAGGCGAUAAAGCAGGAAACAGUCAAUGUGUCUAAAGCUCAGAGUUUAUUGGACCGGAAACUCAGAACUGACAACAUUCAUGUAGAUGGUGAUCAUCUUAGUUUUACUCAUGACAACGCUCUGCAGGAUGAUAAUGGUGUGUACAUACGUGAUGUCAAAAUGACGAAUGGGAGUUACUUUGAAGUCAAGAUAAUUAGAAGUGGUGGCAACGACAGUUCUGUAGGGAUAGGCCUUGUUCCUAAAGACUACCCAGAACAAUACUUUCCAGGAUGGGGAAAAAGUUCAGUCGGAUACCAUACAGAUGAUGGAUGCGUUUUCAUUGAAAAUACCUCUGGAGGAGAAUUGUUAGGACAACCAUGCCGUAAAAAUGACACAAUUGGGUGUGGAAUUACUAGCAAAACACUUUUGGGAGUGAACGUUUUCUUUGCCAUAAAUGGACGGAAGGUAGGGGAAAAGUUUCUACGUACACGGAGGUCUCUUUAUCCGGCUGUUGCUCUUGAUACUUCGGGACAGAAAGUUAAAGUUUCAUUUGACGCACUAGUGCCAUCUUUCCAAACGACUGAAUAGGUUAAAACAACUAUGAAUGAUAAAUGUGAAGGGGUGAAACUACCAUUAAGACUUUCCGCUAAAUGUUAGGAAAUUGUAAAUAAAAUGUUAUUACAUGGGGGGGGGGGGGGGGGGGGAGAAAGAGAGGUAGAGAAUGAGAGAAAUGUUUAAUACUUAAUCGCAUUCUAGCCAAAUGUCAUUUCUGAUUAACAUACUAUUUUCCCAUUUAUUAUUAUGUUUCUUAUUCGUAUGGUAUUUCGGCAUUCUCCAGCUAGUUUCGGCAUUCUCCGGCUAGUUUUGGCCUUCUCCAGCUAGUUUCGGCAUUCUCCGGCUGGUUUCAGCAUUCUCCGGCUGGUUGCUGGUAUGGUAUUAAUAAGAGUAUUUUAUGCAUACUUCAGACAUAAAAACAUGAAAACAAGCAAUAAAAAAAGAAGAACAAAACGUAAUCCUUCAUUGAUGUUGACCGAUUACAUCGGUAUUUUAUUCGGAACACACCGAUAUAACACAUUAUUCAGGGGAAUUUUGAUGAUGAAAGCUUUACUGUAGCGUUAAAGGUAGUUGUCUACGCGUCCGAAAACUGGUGAUAAUUGGUAGCAUUAAAGUUAGUUGUCUACGCGUCCGAAAACUGGUGAUAAUUGGUAGCAUUAAAGUUAGUUGUCUAUGCGUCCGAAAAAUGGUGAUAAUUGGUAGCAUUAAAGUUAGUUGUCUGCACGUCCGAAAACUGGUGAUAAUUGGUAGCAUUAAAGUUAGUUGUCUACGCGUCCGAAAACUGGUGAUUAUUUGUAGCAUUAAAGUUAGUUGUCUACAAUUUGGAUGUUGUUACACAGCCUAGUUCUUUUUUUAUUUAUUUGGGUUUUACGGCGCACCAACACAGUAUAGGUUAUAUGGCGCCAAAUAGGACUGCAAAUUUUGGUUCCACAUUUCAUUUACAUCGAAAUAAAAACAUGAGGUAUGGAAUCAAAAUUUGCAUACCUGCUGGAAUCACAGAGUUACUGCAAAACCAAGUGUUAAGACCCUAUUAGUCGAUGCAAGGGUAAGGCAGUGGAUUACACAGCCUAGUUCUUUAUUAAUAGGCAGUCUGGUUCUUUAACAUUCCCGGUGUACAGCGCCGAUACACGACUUUCUUGCCCCUCAUGGGUUAUAAUCUGUACAGUAUCGUUGAGAAAUUUUAUGAUUCCAGUGCCUAGCGCUGAAUUGAACACUAGUCCUCUUUAUUGACCAUCUAGUUGUUUAACCAAAGUUCACUCAUGUGUCCAGUUCGUACCAAGAUGACGUAUGUAUAAUAUAUACGUAAAUGAUAUGUAUUUUUCUGGCGUAUAAUUAAGAAA
Molecule: messenger RNA, 3440 nt
Organism: Mercenaria mercenaria
Lineage: Eukaryota; Metazoa; Mollusca; Bivalvia; Venerida; Veneridae
Exons: 7
Coding region: 634-2133 (499 amino acids)
Molecular function (GO): zinc ion binding; protein binding
Source: RefSeq, a predicted model, not a curated record